This is a messenger RNA of Bicyclus anynana (squinting bush brown), 2545 nucleotides long. RefSeq names its product L-dopachrome tautomerase yellow-f2 (gene Y-fa). The transcript has 13 exons. Bases 1124 to 2521 code for a protein of 465 amino acids. NCBI's taxonomy places the organism in Eukaryota, Metazoa, Arthropoda, Insecta, Lepidoptera, Nymphalidae. Gene Ontology annotation, cellular component: extracellular region. The record is from RefSeq and is a predicted model, not a curated record.
AAGGCGAGGGCCGCCUAAAAAGAAACCGAGUUUAUAAUGGGUUUAGCCCCGCGUGUUACACUCUGCUUUUCACUACGAUUGCGAGAAAAUAAAAUAGUUUAGUUCAAUAUUCAAUGAUUUAUUUUAAUUGAAAAUUAAUUGUACAAAGUCUACAACUUUGGAUAUUAAGGGAGAUGCUUUUACCCGGUAACAUAAUUUCCGACUCCUAUGAAGAUGAAUAAUGAGUAUGUGAGGUAAAUGUGGGAAAUAAUGGUUUAAAAAACUCCUUUCGUUGUGUGUGUGAAUCCAUUCGUUGUUGUUUUCACCACUUAUUAAAUUUUUCGUAGGUAUUCGUAGGUAAGUAUUUAAGUAAAUGCGUCUCGACCUUGAUGGUAUCAGAUUGAAAAUUUCAUCCAUCUCCAAAUUAGGAUCACCGUUCUCACUAGAUGAAGACAACAAUAACAAUUAUUGUUGAAAAAUAUGUAAGUUACAGACAAGAAUUAAAAAAACAAAAUUACUUUAGCCCCUAGAGGCUGAAAUGCUUGUUUAGCCCCGCUGUGGAGUGGUAAUAUGACAGUGUUUUUGAGCAAGAGUAGUGAAAAAUAAUAUUAUUUUGUACAAACUUUUGAAGUCACUGAAGUAACUAAUAAUCAUUUAAAACUAUAACUGGAUUUCAAAACACAACAACAAAUAGAAAACAUAACUUAAUUAUUCCAAAAUGUAGCAUGCAUUUUUGACAAGUUAACAAUAAAUUUCCUCUUUUGAGCGUCUCAUUUUUCACGCGCAUAACACAUCCAACAGUGUUUAAUAUCAUUGGAUGAGGGUUUAUAUUUCUAAUACCGGAUCUUAAACUAAUAUAUUAGUUUAAGUUAGGUGCAAACAUUAAAACAUACUUAGUUCACUACUACAAUCCAAACGUGCUAGUUGGCACGAAGAUUAUGUAAACGUGCUAGUUGGCACGAAGAUUAUGUAAUUUUUUUUAUUAGUAAAGUGUUUAUUGUGCAAGUGAUUUUUGUGAUGUUAGAUAGCCCAUUUAACGAGGAAGGCUAUAGGCUAUAUAUUAUCCCCAUACUCCUACGGAAACGGGAACCACGAGGGUGAAACCGCGCGGCUUCAGCUAGUAUAUUUAUAAAGAUAAACCAUAAUGAUAAAAUUGGUGCACAUUGUCUGUCUAUCACUAAUGUUAGUGACAACUAACCAGCAGCAAAGAACCCUUGGAAAAUUCCAGGAAAUAUUCGCCUGGAAACAGCUGACUUAUUACAUUAAUGGAAUACAAUUACUCCAAGAUCGAUUUUCGGAAGACAUUGUAGAUCGAUCGAAACGCCAAGCGGAUCGGCUUAUAUUUAGUGAUGAUUUACCCAGUGAAAAUAGCACUUGGAAUGAAGGACCAGAUAACGACAGACCAAUAUGGCAGGCGACCACCCAGAGUCCUUUUGUAAACCCAGAUGAGGAAGCUGGUAGAUUCUUCAUCCAAUACAACAACUUACCGAUGGGAGUAGAGAGAGUGGCUGACCGCCUGUUCAUAACUGUACCACGGCGAAGAUAUGGUAUCCCCUCAACAGUCAACUAUAUCUCUCUCUCCCGCGACGGUAGGAGUCGCUCGCCAGCACUACGACCGUACCCUGACAUCGCUCGCGCGCGGUCACUGGCCUCUGUGUACCGGACCAGGGCUGACACCUGUGGAAGACUCUGGAUGGUUGAUACUGGCUUGAUGGAGAUACCUGGAAAUCCACAGCAGAUACAGCCUCCAGCGAUUGUCAUUUACGACCUAUCUACCAACACCCAGAUUUUAAGAUAUCCAUUCAAGAGUACAGACAUACCAGCAGCAAACACUCCCACAGGCCUCGCGUCCAUAACGGUGGACAUCACGGGGCCUUGCGACGAGGCCUUCGCCUACGUGCCCGACCUGACCACCUACGGACUGAUAGUGUAUUCGAUGCUCGACAACAACAGCUGGCGGGUCACUCACAACUACUUCCAUUUCAACCCCUUGGCUGGAAACUUCAGGAUUUCUGGUGAAAACUUCCAAUGGAGCGACGGCAUAUUCAGCAUAACCCUGACGGAGCCAGAAGCUGACGGCUGCAGGACUGCCUACUUCCACCCCAUGGCCAGCACCCAGGAGUUCUCCGUCUCCACCUGCGUGCUGAAGAACAGCUCCCUCAGCAGCAUGAGCGACUACUAUAGACUGUAUUCUUACGUCGGCAACCGUGGGGAAGGCAGCCAAUCGACAAUGCACGGCUACCAUGCCAGAAGCAGCGUGAUAUUCUUCGCUGAGAUUGGCAGAGAUGCCAUAUCCUGCUGGAAUACUGGCACAGCGCUCAACCCUGCCAACAUCGCCAUACUUGCCAGGGACAGGCAACGGCUAAGUUAUCCAUCAGAUCUGCACGUCAGUAACGACGAAGUAUGGGUGAUGUCCAAUACACUACCCAGAUUCGGAUAUUCCAGACUUGAUACCAAUGAAUACAACUUUUAUAUUUACAGAGGAAUUGUCAAUGACCUGAUCUCCGGGACGGUGUGCUCGACGUUGCCAUUCUAUAACUAAUAAAUUCACAAUAUUUUUACGAGA